Messenger RNA from Polychytrium aggregatum, 1225 nucleotides. RefSeq lists its product as uncharacterized. The coding region runs from base 180 to 992 and encodes 270 amino acids. NCBI's taxonomy places the organism in Eukaryota, Fungi, Chytridiomycota, Chytridiomycetes, Polychytriales. Gene Ontology annotation, biological process: protein deneddylation; COP9 signalosome assembly. The record is from RefSeq and is a predicted model, not a curated record. Gene Ontology annotation, cellular component: COP9 signalosome. The transcript has a single exon.
CCCAUGUCCACCGCGCUGUCUCCUCCCUCUGACGACCACGGUCUGCAGGGCGGGACCGUCGGUGGAGCGCAUGAGCGGAGGGGUGGCGAGUGCCAACGAGGAUCGUCGCCGCCCUCGCACCACGUGAUCGGUCUGCGUCCAGGGUCGGUCUUGACUGGAAGGCAAAUGGCUUUCGUCUGAUGCCCUCAGACUCCAGAGCGUCCACCACUCGCCAGCCCACCCAACCCCUCGCCGCCAUGGAAAUCCUGCCACAAGCCUCGAUUGUCAAGCUGAUCCAAGAGCGGCUCUACGAUCAGCUGAACCAGUACUAUCAAAACCGGGAAACCCAGGCCUUUCUCAGCUUCCAGGUCGUGCCCGGCGAUGCCGCUGCCGCUGCUACCAAUGCAAGCGCCCAAGUCCAGGCCUUGGACGCACACGCAGCACCAAGCUCGGUGCCGGUGCCAGUGUCGGUGCCUGCAAAGUUCACUGUUCAGUAUCCUACCGAGCUGGACUACAGCGCAUUUGUCCUCAUCAAUCUGAUCCAAAACAACGUGGCGGCGGCCCGGUUCAUCCUCAAGCGUGCCCAGCCCGCUGCGGUCCUCGAGGCCUCCGCAAACUUCCAGCUGGCGACCCGACUGACGGUCUACUUUUAUCGACGAGAGCUGUUCCGGAUCUACGACGACAUCAGGGCCCAUGACGCCGACUCGGACAUUGUCCGGCUGCUUCUUGUCGAGAUCGAGGCAGUUGCGCGCGGACGAGCGUUCAAGCUGCUGGAGCAGUCCUACCGAUCCAUCCGAAUCGAAGAUGCCAAGAAAUGGCUCGGAUAUGAUUCCGAAGACGACUUCAUUGCGGCAGUCGAGGAGCGAGGCUGGAAGCUGACGGGGCAGUUUGUGGAGCCGGCGCAGCCGGCGGCCGACCUCGCUGCCACGGACGCUUCACAGCACCACUCGCUCGCGGCGGAGCUGAAGCAAAUGGAUUCCCUCGUCAACUAUGCCGUCAGGUUGGAAAACUAGCAGGCCCCAAGCACGCCGAGCGAAGGAAGUGGGGGAGAGGCCGCUCUGGAUUGUGGGGGAUGCGGCUUCGGACUCAAUACACCCAUAUGCAUUACAGGAUUCGCAUGGGCGGUGGCGACGCUCUGUCUUGGUCACUGGCCUCGGGUCGUUGGUUUUGGGUUGCUGGCUUUGGGUCGUUUGCCUCUGGCCUCGACUUCCAGGGGGUGGGCAGCAUGACGGCCUGGAUGGCGGCU